Messenger RNA from Drosophila rhopaloa, 945 nucleotides. Its product is annotated as spaetzle-processing enzyme-like. Lineage: Eukaryota; Metazoa; Arthropoda; Insecta; Diptera; Drosophilidae. Gene Ontology annotation, biological process: proteolysis. The record is from RefSeq and is a predicted model, not a curated record. The transcript is spliced from 2 exons. Gene Ontology annotation, molecular function: serine-type endopeptidase activity. The coding region runs from base 1 to 945 and encodes 314 amino acids.
AUGACCAAGUCUUUUUCUAUAAUUGCGCACAGAAAAUGCGCAGAAUACGGGUCCUGGUGGAGUCCUACAUCUUACUACUGCUGUCCCGAACCGGGAAAUAAGCUACCAAAUAAAGGGACAUGUGGUCACAGCCCAGCCGUUUACCGAAUUUCGGGUGGUAAACACGUGGGGCUUAAUCAGCUGCCCUGGAUGGCCUUGCUUUUAUAUCGGGACAUCAAAAAUUGGACAGCACCACUUGUAGCCGCUUGCGGGGGUUCCCUGAUCAACAACCGAUACGUCCUGACCGCAGCCCACUGUGUGUCUAAAGGACCUCAACUGCCGCAGGACUUAGUGAUCCAAAGAGUGCGCUUGGGCGAGCAUGACACCUCCGUCGAUCCCGACUGCCAAUACGGGUACUCUUGGAGUUCAGGAAAGCGCUGCGCUCCCCCUCCUCUUGAAAUCGACGUUGAGAAGGUCAUUAUUCAUCCGGGAUACUCCACAAGCUAUGUAUUCCAUUACGAUAUCGCCCUGCUGCGACUCGAAAUACCAGUACGAUAUACGCGCGCAAUCAAAGCAAUUUGUGUUCUGGAUGCUCAUCGCUCCUUGAAGAACUUAAGAUUGGAAGUAGCCGGAUGGGGCCAAAUUGAAGGCGGAAUUACCAGUCCAGUAUUGCUUCAAUCAACCCUGAGGAAAAUGAAUUCAAACUUCUGUACAAGAGCAUAUCCCCACUUAGAAUUUAAUUCUUCGAUACAAAUAUGUGCUGGUGUUGAGGAUAUGAAUGAUAACUGCCCAGGGGGUCCCGGGGGACUACUGAUGGGCACCAUGGGACGGGGCUACGAAGAAUUCAAAUUUUUGGCUGGAGUCACCUCCUAUGGACUUCAAAUAUGCGGACGAAUGGGAUAUCCUGUUGUUUACACAAGAGCUGGUUUUUUUUAUAAAUGGAUACUGGAGAAUUUGAAGGCUUAA